Messenger RNA from Colletotrichum karsti, 2247 nucleotides. RefSeq names its product peptidase S41 family protein. The coding region runs from base 1 to 2247 and encodes 748 amino acids. NCBI's taxonomy places the organism in Eukaryota, Fungi, Ascomycota, Sordariomycetes, Glomerellales, Glomerellaceae. The record is from RefSeq and is a predicted model, not a curated record. Gene Ontology annotation, molecular function: serine-type peptidase activity. Gene Ontology annotation, biological process: proteolysis. The transcript has 6 exons.
AUGUGUGGACAACUUAUCGAUGCUGUCAAUGCUGGACAACGUGUGUUCUUUGCCGUCGAGGCAUAUGAGUGCCUCAUCAGUGUGCCAUUCCACGCACCCAUGGCACUUCGAUUCAUCGACUACUACAACACCACGAUGCAGUUUCAUAGCACCUUGAACCACCUUAGGAGUCCCCCAGAUGGUUACCAACAGCCCGCGUUCGAUCUUCCGAAAGGUUUGGAAGAUCUCAAGCACGAUGUUCAGGCGGGUGUCUUCAACAAUCAGUACGACUUCGAGGCAGCGCUCCAGCACCUGGUGUACUCCAUGCAUGACGCACAUGUUGAUUUGCAUGCCGGCGUUCUCUCAGCUUUCUCUUUCGCGAGCCCAUUCCCGCUUGUCACGGCAUCUCUGGAUGGCAAGGAAACGCCCAAGAUUUACUUCGCAGAUGACGUUAUCAAACGCCGAGACAAUACCAACGCGACCGCGAUUUCGGCCAUCACUCACAUCAAUGGAGAACCGGUCAUACAGUACCUGACCAAUUUUGCCGCCCUGCAGGCUUUUGGAAUGGUCGAGCCUCAUGCAGACUGGAACCAACUCAUGGACAGCCCGGUUCAAGACAUCCUUGGAGGUGCUUCUAGUAUCUUUUCCGGCGCCACAACAUUCUAUCCCGGCAACUCUCUCAAUUUCACCUUUGAAGACGCCAGCAAGCCUGUCGAGAAAACCUCUUGGCUCGCGAUCUACAAAAACACAGAUUUCACCGGUCCACUGACAACAGGUGGGGACUUCUACAACUUCUUCGUUCUCGGCCUGCUGCCUUCUUCUUACAAAGACGUUCCAUUGCCUCCAUCUUUCGGAGGGACACCAAUCGAUGAUUCGCCGGAUGCAGUAAACACGACAUUGCCAACUGAUGGAACCAACACGAACAACACCCAAGUACAAACCAGUUGGGAAUUUGACAGCUACGGUGCUUUUCCAAGCAACCCGGAUAUUGCGCAACUCAAUCUAGGUUUAGACGGAGGUGUCAUCACGGGAUACUUCUACAACGACAUCUCGACUGGAGUCAUCAGCAUUCCUCAUUUCGAUCAAUACGGCUGGGACAUCGGCAACUUCAGUCAAUCGCUCGCAGACUUCAUACAUGAAGCCAAAACAAGAAAUCUCACGCACAUCAUAGUCGAUAUUCAAAAGAACUACGGGGGGUCAACUGGCAUCGCAUUGCUUCUCUUUGGAGAGCUUUUCCCCGCUAUCGACCCAGUCGUGCAAAGCCAACGCCGCAGCCAUGAGUUGGGCAACGUUCUAGGAUCAGCAACAACAAGCAUCUACCAAGAACUGGCAAACAGCACCGAGGAAUAUGAAGACAUUACUCUGGCUCUCACAGCAGAUGAAUGGGUAAUCACAACGCGGCUUAAUGCUGAGACGGGUCGCAACUUCACCUCGUGGGAGGAGUAUGAAGGUCCCCGACAGCAGCAUGGUGACGACUUUUCCCUGGUAGAGAAAUACGAUCUCAAGAAUCCAACCUUUCAAGCUGCAGCAUUUGAUGGCUGGGUUUUCAGCAGCCUUCUUGACGAAAACGAAACGGCAAGAGAAGCGAAUUGGGAUCCCGAGAACGUCGUAAUCCUGACGGACGGAACCUGCUCCUCGGCGUGCGCCAUGUUCCUGGAGCUCGCAACCACCCAAGCUGGCGCCCGUACUGUCGUCGUGGGCGGCGCCCCGAGCCCCGGCCCGAUGCAGGCAGCAAGCGGCUCUCGUGGGGUCCGCUCAUACUCCAAUAUCGACUUGGACGUGGACUUCUCUUGGGUUGGAGACCUUGACGAGACCGCCAAAGCCAGGCUACCAGCGACAAGAACUGAUACUGGCAUGUAUGUCAUCUACGCCGGGUUGAACCUUCGCGAUCAGUUACGCGCGGAUGACUUGACAAUGCCUCUCCAGUUCCGCUACAUGGCGGCGGAGUGCAGGUUGUAUUUCACUCUCGAUAAUGUUUACAAUAUGUCGGCUCUUUGGCAUGACGUCGCCCACGCCGCCUUCCAGGACUCCAGCCUUUGUGUCGAGGGCUCGACUGGCUACGCAUCACGCCGGGGAACUAAACCUUCCAACCCCCCUCCCAAAUCAUCCGCCGUCGCUGUGCCUGGGCCAAAGCCCGCCGCGACAUUCACUGUCGACUACGAUCCGCUGUCUAACGAGGGCCUUCCCGCCGGGAUGGAUCAGUUUGACCUGCACCAACGGUGGCAUGCCCCAACAAGCAAGGCAGGUCUCCUGUGGGAAAGUGCCUGA